This is a messenger RNA of Lucilia cuprina (Australian sheep blowfly), 237 nucleotides long. RefSeq lists its product as uncharacterized. The annotation marks the transcript as partial. Lineage: Eukaryota; Metazoa; Arthropoda; Insecta; Diptera; Calliphoridae. The record is from RefSeq and is a predicted model, not a curated record. The transcript has a single exon.
UUUCCAUUACAGCUUAAUGUUGCCGGCUUGACAAAAGCUUUGGUUGUCUAUAAAGUGUAUCAAACAAUGUUUCGUGUUGUCAAAGAAUCAGAAACUGUUGACAGUCGCCAACAUUGUUUCCUGCUGCAAAGUGCUGGACAUGAGCCACGUUACCUUAGUGUUGAAACACGUCAGGAAUUAUUGCGCAUCGAAAAUAGUUGGAAUGCAGCCAUAGUAACAAGUGUUAUAAAGUUAGGG